AUGGAGUCCAAAAGCUCCUCGCACCAGAUCGAUCCGGGCACGGCCAAGAGUCCGCAGUUGAGCGGCGAGCAAUGGACGGCGGCGGCGCAGGGGAUGGGUAUCAAUCCGUUCUUGAGCGCCGGUGGUGGCGUCGUGGGUGAAGAAGAGGCGGCGAGGCUGUCGCGCAAGGUGGGGAAGCGGCGCAAGAUCGAGGCCAAGCAGAUGACGGAGAUUAUGUGGUCGGCCAUUGCGCCGUCGGCGGUCAAGCACACGAGGACGACGAUCACGAACGACAAUGUGUUUAAUCGCGAACCUAUUCCAAACUAUGCGCCGAGGCUCGAGUCCACGACCAACCGACGUGUGGGCAUGUUCCCGCCCCGACCAGCGAUCACUGCGGGAUACCGUCCGCAGACCUUUAGCAACCACCAGAGAGAGCUACAGCACGGCCUCAUAUCAGACAUUGACGGUGCGCCGCGCGACCUCAGCAAACUCUCGCACAUCUGCCAGGAUACCUACUGGCCGUUCUUCGUGGUCGAGAUCAGCGACACGUCCAUGCAGGCGGCGAGUGACCUGGCCAUCGACGGGACGGCAAGCUGUAACAACGCCUUGAUGACGCUGGCGUCCGCGCUCCUCAACCCCAACGCCCUGGCGCCGGAUGAUCAGCUGGUCGACUGCGUCAAUCAGAGCAUUGCAUCGUUUGCACUGGCCAUCCACAAGAAAUCGGCUCGGCUCAUCGCGCACUAUUCAGAAGGCUUUGUCGCGGAGACGGUGGGCGUCGUGCAGACGUAUAACCUCGAGUCGGAGACGGAGAUGGCGGCGAUGCUGGCUCGCAUCGAGAGCAUUUUCGCCUGGGCCGAGGCCGUGCGAUUACGAGCCAUCACGGAUCUCCUGAGCAUCCUGGACCGGCGAGUCAACUUCAGUGAGUGUGUUGCCGAUCAAGAGACGGCGGCAAGAGGGCCGAUGGACGUGGUGGGGGCGCGCGGCUCAGAGAUGGGCGGUGGGGAUAGGAAGGGGCUCUUCAUGUCGGUUAUUGGCAGCAGCAUGCCCUCCUGGUCACGGGUCGAGAUAUGA
Cyphellophora europaea CBS 101466 is the source of this 1050-nucleotide messenger RNA. RefSeq lists its product as uncharacterized. The transcript has a single exon. The record is from RefSeq and is a predicted model, not a curated record. Lineage: Eukaryota; Fungi; Ascomycota; Eurotiomycetes; Chaetothyriales; Cyphellophoraceae. Bases 1 to 1050 code for a protein of 349 amino acids.